AUGGCUAGGAGGACGGAGGGGGAGGAGGCGGAGAGCUCACGGCUGCUGGCUGCUGACUGGGGCUCGGACCCUCACACCGCGGCGUUCGGGCCCGGAUCUGCCCAGGAUGGCAGGGAUCCCUCCCACAAGACCUCACCUCCGCUCUGGACAUGGUUACUCCUCAUUGCCUCGGUGCUGGCCUUCUCCUCCUCGGGCAUUGUCUUCAGCAUGAUGCCCGAGGUGCCGGCCAUGACCCUGGCGGCCUGGCGUCUGCAGAUGACCACCGCUAUCAUGAUCCCCGCGGCUGUGUUCGAGGUAGUGGCCCAGAUGGACACCAACACGCGCUGGCGCCUGGCGCGGGCCGUCUGGACGCUGCUGCUCAAUGGCUCGCUCCUGGCGCUGCACUUUGGGCUGUGGGUGCUGUCGCUGAAGACCACCUCACUCCCGCACGCCAUGCUCUUCGUCUGCAUGGCGCCGGUCAUUGUGGCGCUGAGCAUGUGGAUCAUGCGCCAGCCCAUCUCCUGGGGUGAGCUGGGCGGGACGGCGCUGGGGACGGCGGGCGCCGCGUUGCUCGCGCUUUCCUCAGCCCACGGCGGCGCUGCGGGGCCUGGCGCCGCCUCCUGGCGCGGCGAUCUGGCGGCCCUCGCCGCCGCCGCGCUGUUCGUGGCCUACCUGAGCAUCGGCCGCCGCCUACGCGCCUGGAUGCCCAUCUUUACCUACUCCACUCUAGUGACGGGGGCGGGCGCGGCGGUGCUGACCCUGGCGGCGGCGUGCAUCGAGGGGUCCACCCCCCGCCACGACCCCCGCUCCACCCACUACGGCCUCUUCCAGUGGGCCUCCUCCGCGAGCUACUUUCCUAAAAUCGCCUACCUGGCGGUGGUGCCCGGCAUCCUGGGCCACACCGGCUUCAACGCCCUGGUCAAGUACAUGGACCCCCUCAUCCUCACCCUGGUCGGCACCAUGGAGCCGCUGGUGGGCUCCUUUGUGGGCCACGCGAUGGGGCUGGUGGAGCUGCCGCACCCCCUCACCUACAUCGGCGGCGCGGUGGUCCUGGCCUCCACCGUGAUCGUCUCCGUCGCGGGCCACCACCGGUAA
This is a messenger RNA of Auxenochlorella protothecoides, 1074 nucleotides long. RefSeq lists its product as hypothetical. Bases 1 to 1074 code for a protein of 357 amino acids. The transcript has 3 exons. Gene Ontology annotation, cellular component: membrane. The record is from RefSeq and is a predicted model, not a curated record. NCBI's taxonomy places the organism in Eukaryota, Viridiplantae, Chlorophyta, Trebouxiophyceae, Chlorellales, Chlorellaceae.